This is a messenger RNA of Cynara cardunculus var. scolymus (artichoke), 1415 nucleotides long. RefSeq names its product THUMP domain-containing protein 1. The record is from RefSeq and is a predicted model, not a curated record. Gene Ontology annotation, biological process: tRNA modification. Gene Ontology annotation, molecular function: RNA binding. NCBI's taxonomy places the organism in Eukaryota, Viridiplantae, Streptophyta, Magnoliopsida, Asterales, Asteraceae. The coding region runs from base 98 to 1219 and encodes 373 amino acids. The transcript has 7 exons.
CACGAUUCACAAAUCAAACCACUCACGCACGCACGCACGCACGCUCGCUCGCUCCAGUAAUCGACUCGAAGCCCUCGUCUGCACAGCACCGUUCAAAAUGAGUAGUCAGAACAAGCCAAACUCCGGCAAUGGCAAUUCUGAUAACAAGAAGAGAAAGCAGCAUUACCGUCCCCACAACAAAGCAGUGAAGAAGGGUUCAUACCCGUUGCGUCCAGGAGUUCAAGGGUUUUUCAUCACUUGUGACGGUGGCAGGGAGCGCCAAGCUUCUCAAGAAGCUGUUCAAGUUAUCGAUUCUUUUUAUGAAGAGCUAGUUGAGGGAAAGGACCCAGAUGUGAAGCAGACAGUGUUAUCAAAUAAGCCCACUAAUAAAAAGAUAAAGUUCACUUAUUCUGAUUCUGAAGAGGACGAGGACCAAGAUAAUGAGACAGCUGAAGAGGGCCAAGUUGCUGUAGUUUCUGAUCAGCAGAAUGAAGCAAAUCAAGAAACUUCUCUCUCUCCUCAGAAGGGUGAAGUCUGUUCAGAGAAUCAGACAAACGAGAAAGGAGAAGAUGGUAAGAAUGACGAUGAAAAUGUUGAAAAUGAAAACUUUGAAGAUGAGAGGCAACCAGGAAAGAAACAACGCAUAGAAACAGACCAAUCCAAAUGUGAAGAAGUCAUCAAAAGCAAGUUGGAGGAAAAGUCUGUUGACAAGUUAAUAGAAGCUGAACUUGAAGAGUUGAAAGACAAAAGCAAGAGGCACUUCAACUACCUUGAUACUGGCUGCAAUGGUGUAAUCUUUGUCCAAAUGCGCAGGAGAGAUGAAGACCCAACUCCUAAAGAAAUUGCCCAGCGCAUGAUAACUUCUGCUGCCGCAACAAGGAAACACAUGUCCAGGUUUAUUUUAAGAGUGCUACCCAUCGAAGUGACAUGCUAUGCAUCAGAAGAAGAGAUUUCACGAGCAAUUAAGCCUUUAAUUGCUCAAUACUUCCCAGUAGAAGCAGAAACACCAUAUAAGUUUGCAGUGCUAUGUGAGGCCCGUGCAAAUAGCGGUCUCGAGAAAAUGAAAUUUAUCAAUGUAGUUGCAAAAUCUGUUCCAGAACCCCACAAAGUUGAUCUUACCAAUCCAGAGAGGACUAUUGUGGUUCAAAUUGCCAAGACUGUGUGUUGUAUCGGCGUUGUUGACAAGUACAAGGAAUUGGCUAAAUACAAUUUGAGGCAGUUGACAUCAUCCAAACAGUAGUCCGUCUGUAAGGUUUCUUUAGAGCUUAAAGUAGGACUGUCGGUAUCUAAUUUCAGAAGUAACAGACCUGUGAUCUAGACUACCAUAACGUUAUAUACAUUUAGCCAUCAACAUUUGUUAUAUUCCGUCUUUGCUGCUGAUGCCAAAAGGGAACUACAUUUUAUGUUUAAUUUGGUUUGCAUCCCUCUUUUGUUGA